AUGGAGGCCACCCAUCUCCUCGGGGCUUCUCAGAUGUGGGCCAGUUGUCGGCUCCGGGCUCUCCCGGUCCAUGGAGGACCUGGAACGCUCUCCGUCUGGGACUACGCCAAGAAGCCAGUCAUGAAGGGCAACAAAGGUGCCAAGGGCAGCGUGGCCACUGAGGCCCUGAAGGACACUGAGGUGUGCACAGAUCCCGCCCGGCUGACCACACACGCCAUGGGGGUGAACAUCUACAAGGAAGGCCAGGACGUGGCCCUGAAGCCAGACUCCGAGUACCCCGAGUGGCUAUUCCAGAUGAACUUGGGUCCCCCCAGAAAGCUGGAGGAGCUGGAACCCGAGUCCCGUGAGUACUGGCGACUGCUGCGUAAACAGAACAUCUGGUGUCACAACCGGCUAAGCAAGAACAAGAAGCUGUAGCAUGAGGAUGGAGCAUCUCACCGGAAGCUGCCCGGCCCAGGCCAGCAAGAAGGCUCAGCCGGGAGCGGUGCUC
Molecule: messenger RNA, 490 nt
Organism: Alexandromys fortis (reed vole)
Lineage: Eukaryota; Metazoa; Chordata; Mammalia; Rodentia; Cricetidae
Product: 39S ribosomal protein L54, mitochondrial-like
Exons: 1
Coding region: 1-417 (138 amino acids)
Cellular component (GO): mitochondrial large ribosomal subunit
Molecular function (GO): structural constituent of ribosome
Source: RefSeq, a predicted model, not a curated record